Messenger RNA from Staurois parvus, 522 nucleotides. Lineage: Eukaryota; Metazoa; Chordata; Amphibia; Anura; Ranidae. The record is from the annotation of a GenBank genome assembly.
AUCAAGCACCUAGGCGUGUAGACUGCUUCUACAAACAUUUGUGAAAGAAUGGGUCGCUCUCAGGAGCUCAGUGAAUUCAAGUGUGGUACCGUGAUAGGUUGCCACCUGUGCAAUAAGUCUUUUUGUGAAUUUCCUUGCUACUAAAUAUUCCACGGUCAACUGUUAGGGGUAUUAUAACAAUGUGAAAGCAACUGGGAACAACAGCAAUUCAUCCACAAAGUGGUAGGCCACAUAAAAUGAAAGAGCAGGGUCAGCGCAUGCUGAAGCAUACAGUGCGCAGAAGUUGCCAACUGUCUGCAGAGUCAAUUGCUAAAGACCUCCAAACUUCGUGUGGCCUUCAGAUUAUCACAACAACAGUGAGUAGAGAGCUUCAUGGGAUGGGUUUCCAUGGCCGAGCAGCUGCAUCCAAGCCUUACAUCACCAAGUGCAAUGCAAAGUGUUGGUAGCAGUGUUGUAAAGCAUGCCGGCACUGGACUCUAGAGCAGGUACUUGCCUGACUGCAUUGUGCCAAGUGUAAAGUUU